AAAAAAAUUAGUGUAGAAUUUGGGGGUCAGAGGGAGGUUAAAGGGGAGGGAAGAGAGGGUAAGACGGGCGUGGGCGGCCCUGAGGCUCAGUCAUGCUUGAGGACAUAGAAUACAUUGCUGAGACCUCUAAAACCCAAAAGCCAGCACGCUGGUACACCCGCCUGUGGCGGGCAUGCCUGUGCUGUGGGUGCUUAUGUAACCAAAAGAAGAAACUUCAACCCUGUCUCACUGGCUAUGAGCCUGUGGGGAUACUCCAAAGAGCGGCCAGCACGGGUGACUUGUAUACACUUGAGCAACUCAUCAACUCCAAUCACUUUCACAUUGAUGAAUGUGAUAGGAAGAACAGGACUUCACUGCACUACGCGUGUGCCCACAACCAUGUGGAUGUCGUGACACUGCUACUAGACUACGACUGCAGCAUUGAUAUCCAGGAUGACGAAGGCUGCACACCCUUGAUUAAGGCUGCCCAGGAAGACAAUCUGGGAUGCAUAUGUGUGCUGCUGUGGGUGGGGGCUGAUCCCCACCUGAAAGAUUUUAGUGGGCAUACAGCCCUCCACCAUGCUGUUUUGAGAGGUAACAUUGCCACUGUUGAGAAGUUGCUUGAAUUCAAUGCAGACAUUGAAGCUAAAACAGAGUAUGGCUUAACACCCCUUCAGCUUGCCAUAUGUGAAAAUGACUACCAGAUGGCAGAAUUUUUAACAUCAAAAGGUGCAAAUGCACAUAGUGUAGAUGAUCUGAACAG
Molecule: messenger RNA, 742 nt
Organism: Acomys russatus (golden spiny mouse)
Lineage: Eukaryota; Metazoa; Chordata; Mammalia; Rodentia; Muridae
Product: ankyrin repeat domain-containing protein 7-like
Exons: 4
Molecular function (GO): protein binding
Source: RefSeq, a predicted model, not a curated record